Messenger RNA from Cannabis sativa, 804 nucleotides. RefSeq lists its product as uncharacterized. The coding region runs from base 329 to 631 and encodes 100 amino acids. The transcript is spliced from 3 exons. The record is from RefSeq and is a predicted model, not a curated record. NCBI's taxonomy places the organism in Eukaryota, Viridiplantae, Streptophyta, Magnoliopsida, Rosales, Cannabaceae. Gene Ontology annotation, biological process: positive regulation of stomatal complex development.
GCCACAAAGGGGCGAUCUGUCGAUUAGAAACUUAUAGGUGUACUCUACUGGCCCAUGGGUCAGUACUUACUGUCCACUGCCCAGUACUACUCUAUCUUUUUACCUUUUUAUUAUUCUACUUUACCACAAUUCACACAAUACAUAUUCUCAAUUCCUUCUUCUUCUUCUUCUCCAACUUCUUCUUCUUCUUCUUCACUUCUUUUCAAGUCUUAUCUUUAUUAUCCCUUUGUGUGAUAAUAUUCACCACAUUUUUUUCAAAAUUCUCUUUCACUUACUCUGCUUCAUCCAAAAAUUUCCUCCAAUUCCCUCUUUGCCAAGGCACUCAAUAAUGGCCAAAGCUAGGCCUAUAUUAAUACUCUUCAUCUUGUUUUUUGCUGCACAAGAAUCCAGAAGUGAAGCACCACCUUAUCUUGAUAAGCUGGCCAAAUUCUCUACCACUGAACCACAUGACAAACAUCAGGAAAAUAAUUAUAGUGGUGGGAGAAGAUUAAUGAUAGGAUCAACAGCACCAAGAUGCACAUACAAUGAGUGUAGAGGAUGCAGAUUCAAAUGCCGAGCAGAGCAAGUCCCCGUAGAAGGAAAUGACCCAAUUAAUAGUGCAUAUCACUAUAAAUGUAUUUGUCAUAGGUAAUAAUAAUAAUAAUAUUAAUAUUAAUAGACACCUUCAUUAAUUAUAUUCUGUUGUUAUUAAUUUUGGGACCCAAAUUGUACUAGUCAAAAAAAGUAGAACAAUAUAUUUUUUUUCGGUUUCUUCUUAUAAUAAUUAAUUACCAACAUAUAUACAAUUGUGUACACUCAUUCUAA